Molecule: messenger RNA, 8764 nt
Organism: Anopheles arabiensis
Lineage: Eukaryota; Metazoa; Arthropoda; Insecta; Diptera; Culicidae
Gene: RhoGEF64C
Product: mucin-5AC
Exons: 11
Coding region: 1456-7332 (1958 amino acids)
Biological process (GO): positive regulation of Rho protein signal transduction
Molecular function (GO): guanyl-nucleotide exchange factor activity
Source: RefSeq, a predicted model, not a curated record
UCGGUCCGUUCGGUACGCGUCGCUGAAGUGUGUUGCGCAUGCGCGUGCAGCCUUUCUCGCCCACUGUUGGGUGUUGUGUGUGUGUGUGUGGUUUUUUUUGUGUAUUAGAUGCUUUUUUAUGUCAAGUGAGAGCAACAUAAAAAAGUGCUGUUGUGUAGUGUUUGCGUGUAUGUGUACACCCGUUUGCAUACGGUGAGCUGUGGGCUGUGCAUUGAAAAGAGAUAAUACAAAGUGCUGAUAAAGUUGAGGUGUAAGCAAAACAGGGAAAACACAAGAAAAACGGGCCGAAAAAAAGUGAAACAUACGAAAAUCGACACGAUCCGUUAGAUUCACGUGUUGUUAGUGAUUUUUUUUUGUUGGUUUAUUUGUGGUUGCUGUUUCGCUUAUUUCCGAAUUCAAGUUCGCAGUGUGUCUAGUGUGCGGAUUUGAUUGAGCCUGUGUGUAUGUGUGUGUGUAAGUGUGCUUAUUAUUAUGUUUAUGAUCGUGCGCUAAAACAAAAGGUGCAGAAAAGGCAGGAAAAUUAAUCAAAAGUACAGUGAAGCGUGUGUGAGUGAAUCGAUUUUCUCCAUCCAUAGCAAGCGAAAAAUUAAGGCGAUAACACACACACACACUCACACAUUGGUGUGAUUGUUGUUUGCGAGCAAUAAAAAGCGUGAGCUAAUAGUAAAGAGAUAAAUUUGCCUUAACCUGCCUAUAAUUAAGCCGGUGGGGUUGUUGGUGAUUCAUGGAAAGUGAAUGAGCGCGAGUGUACAGUUUUGUUUUUCCCGUUUGGUGUGUAAGACAGUGGAAACUGCAUUCAACUUUUCCAUUCCCCAGUUUUGAGUGAGUGAAACAGUUUCGCUUGAUUUGUGUUUUUUUUGUGGUAGCGGUAAAGUGUGGUUAGCUUUAUAAACACACAUCAUCCACAUAGAGUGUUUAUAAACAUCUUUACGCUGCAUACUCGUUGGACGGCGUUAGUGACGUGUCUAGAGUGGAAAACGGUUCAACCAAGAACUUGCUAACGCAAGAACCGGUCUUUGCUGUGAAAAAGGGAGAGGUAGCUUUCUGAGGUACGAUCGCGACUCUAACGAUCGUCUCGCGACCGGAAGUAUCGAAGUCGGUCGUCGUCGCUUCGGUAGAGGUGUAAAGACCAGAAGACAAUCAAACAGGUGUUGGAAAGAGAGGGAGAGAGAAGAGACUACACAGCUCAUCGCAAAAGCAGUUUCUUCGGAUGCGUUAAAAAAGAAGGUAAGAUGCUGAAUAAUGGAAACAAAUCCUCAUCUAAAGUCCCUUCUUGGUCCUGCAUGAGUAACUUGAUUAAAACGCUUGCCCGGAAGAAGUAAAAACACGCGCACACAAAAGCUUUUCCGCUAAAGGGUCCAAUCACUGCAGCCACCAAACGGACCUACGAAACGAAACGAAACCGAACGAAAUCUGCCACCUUUAGGAGCGAUAGAGAAAGAAUGGUUCCAUCCGAUGGCGAAAGUUAGCCAUCUACCAAUGAGGCGCUAUCCGACCGAUCAGCCAGCAGCCGUCAAUGUAGAUCCAAUCAACUUCUAUCCACCGGCGAAUGCAGCGCAUCAUCGGGUCCCGAAACCAACCGACAAGGGCAAGAAAACAUGGGGCCAACGUCUUAAGCUCAGCAAAGCAUCACCCGUAGCCGAGGACAAGCAGUCCGCCGGACCCGCCAACGGUACGGCCAGCUCGAACGGUUCCGCCCUAAUACCAUUCGGUGCGCGCAGCUACGACCCAUCGCUCGACUACAGUGGCAACGGUCCAGCCUCCCUGUCGUCCGUCGGCCACUCGAACAGUUCCCACACCAAUGUGCAUCAGCUUGCCACGAUGAAGUACGCCGAAACGUGGGUGUACGGGACGGUGCGCGGUAUGCCGCCACCGUUGGCAAUGUCGCCGCACCAUCCCCAUCAUCCCCACCUGCCAGCAAUGUACUGUCCGCCGCCUCCACCGCCGGAGGUGGCCGUACUGAUCUGCUGCUGUCCCGAGUACCUAACCGGGACGAAGCGCGAGAUAAAGAAGGCGUCCGUGUGCAAGAAGUGCAAAGGAUCUCGGCUACCGCUCGCACCGAUCGGUGGCACGAUGCGGCUAACCUCGGGUGCCACCUAUCUCGCUCCACCGCCGAUUCGAACGAGCGCCGGCACGGUUAAGCUAGCGUCCACGUAUGCCAAGAAGUCGCGGCCAACCAUCCUCGGAAAUGGGAACCCGGACCCGUACGACUUUAUGCGCCGGUCGAGGCUGACACAACCGGCCGAGAGUGGGGCCGGCGGGCCAAAGUCGGUCAAGAGCAGCCUGAAGGAGAAGCUACGGGGUCGGGCGAAGAGUACGAGUCCGUCCCGUGGUCGCAGUGGGAGCACCGCUGGGGGAAAGCGCUCAUCGGCAGCAAGAUCUCCGUCGCCGUCGCUGAGCAAGAAUGGUUCGCGGGUUGGAGGACGCAAGCUUGAAUCGUUCCAGGACUGUUGGGUCGGGGAGCCGGACCGCGAUACCGAUCUGCUCGACGAUGGCCCAACCAGCACGGCCCAGAAUCGCAAAUCCAUCCUCCGCUGUGACGUUAAUCCGUACGAUCUGAUCUCGCUGAGCGGUAUUGGGGGCAGCUCCGGUGGUGGCAGCGGUGGCAAUAACAUGCUGAACGAGUUCGCGCCCGACGGUGACGAGUUCGAUCUGCACUCGCAGAAGUACGAGAACAUCCUCGACACACUGUACGCCAACCGGUACAACCCGAACCCGGCGAACAGUAUCGCGGCAAUCAAUGGCCAAAGAAUCAAGCUGUUCGACGACUCGGGCACGAGCGUGUCCGGUGCGCCCGUGUACGACGAUGUGGACGAGUUCGUGUACGAUCCGGUCGAGGUGCCGGUCGAGGAGGCGCAGGCGACGGACGAGCCAAGCUCCCCGUCCGCCGGUACGCCCGAACGGCCGCCGCGCUCGAAGCAGCGACAGCUCGAGGCAACCAAAGAGAACGACGACAGUCGGUCGCUCCCUUCGACGGCACCGUCGGGCACGGCCGAGGCGGGGUCACCGGGCGUGACGCAAAGUGCAAUAAAGUCCAUCCUGAAGCGACCGUCCUCGAUGCCGGCCGGACCACCGUCCUCGAUGGUGACGGUGGAGAAGGAUACGGGAGCCGGCGGGCCGGGCUAUGACACGAUCCGGCUCAAUCACACGCUGGUGCAGCGGCUGGCCAAGCUUACCACCAACGGCAACGGGAGUGCGUCGGAGGAGGGUGCCAGCACCUUCGGCAAGCACGGUACGAUUAGUGCCCGCCAUCUGACGGACAAGCGAAACUCGGGCUCACAGUUCUAUCUGCCCACGCCGUUCCCGGUGAUCGCGAGCUCGAGCGAGCCAGAGGCAACCCAAUCGACGACCGGUGGCCGGAAGAAGGUACACUUUCUGGUGGAGAACGAAAUCAUCCACGACGAUGAUCGACUGUUCGCUCAGAUGCUGUUUACGGAGGUUGUGCCGGGGGAGGUUACGCCGGUGCCGGUGAAGACUACGAACGGAGCUACGGAACGGGGAGCAGCAGCUGAGGAGUCGAUUGGCAGCAGGAAAGACAAGCCAGCGUCGUCGAAGCAGGUGGAAACGGAAGAGCUUGCCAAAGUGAUCCUGCUGCCGGCGGCAACCAUCACGAACGCGCCGACGCUAGCAAAUGGCACUAAUGAGGAACGCACCAAGCCAAGCGCGGUCGCCACCGUGUUCCAGCGAAGGGCCGGUCCAGUGCGAAGAAGCUUCAGCGACCGAUCAUCACCCACCGCCAAGACGAACGGGUAUGGUGGGCAUCCCGCCAACGGUACCACUGCCCGGGACGACCAGUUCAAUGACACGAUGGCUUUACGCGUUCGGCCCCUGCGGACCGAUUCGCGCACGGCAUUCGACGAUGAAACUGCUUCCUUGACAACUUCAUCCUCGUCGUCGUCGGAAUCAUCGAUCGGUUCCAUCUCGUCGCUGCUGCUAGCUGUGGGCCAGGGCGGCAAGGCACGACCCAAGCUGCCACCUCCACCACCACCACCACCACCAACAACAACGCAACUUCCCACUGGGGCCAAUUGGAAAGCGCCAGCCAGUGCCACACCGCCACCACCGGGCAGCAACGUGUACGAGGAUUUUUGCUUCGGCCUGAUGGCGGGCGUCAGGCGUUCGAGUAGCGACCGUAGCAGCUCCACCUCAACCUCGUCCCGUACGGUGGUGCAGGUACUGGCCAGCUCCUCCUCCUUCUCCUCCUCCUCCUUCACCCCAUCUUCUCCCUCGUCCUGUGGCUCAUCGCCGUCACCGAUUGCGUCGAGCGGCGGCAUUCAUCGGCUAGAGAUACGGCACGAUCCGGAACCGGAGGAGGAACACUAUCAGAAGAAAACGUCCAUCCUGAUCACGGGCGAUGAUUGUUACUCGACGGUGAACGUGGAUGGCGCUAGCGAUACGCCGAUCUACCAAUCCUCGGUGGUGGUAAACGAUGGCAGUGUGGUGGCCUCACCGACGAACGAGAUACGGCAAACGGCGUCCAAUACGAUCACGAUCAGCGUCAGCUCGCCGACGUCUACGCUGGAAAGCCGUGGAAGCAAGGGCAGGAUGGAAACGGGGAAGCUGGCAGGCGACGAGCAGCACGCGAACGGAACGGUGGUAACGAUGGGAAGGGAAGAGGUCACAACUGUCAGCACGGGGACGUCGGUCAUUCCUAUAGGGGGGAGCAGUGUCACCGGCAGUAAUGGGCGUACGUUGAUCAAUCUCGAUUUUGGUCAAGCGGAGCAGAGUGUUGACAGUAGCAACACCGCUUCACAAACCGACACGACGUCCGAAGAUGUAACACCGAUCGCACCAGUUCCUAGUGAUUCCAAUGACUCCAAAGAUUCGCCCAAGGUUCGUGAAGAUGCUGCUCACGAUCAGCAGCAGCAGCAGAUCGUAGUCAAACAAACGUCCGUGGACCUCACACCGACACCGGUUGUGCUGCGGCGCUCGCUAAAACCAACAACGGAACCGACCUCCACCGUCAACAGCUUGCAGGCGAAGGUGUGCCGUAACAGCUUCAUCGCCAAGCUGCUAGAAGAUCCCUCCCUUAGCCAGCUGUCCGAAGGGUUGGACUACGAGCUGAUCGCCAAACUGAUCGAAAGCUCGCUUCUCCGGCUGAAGGAAUCGCGCAACGGGCUGGACAUGAGCGGUACCAAAGACGAGGACGACGUGUCGAAGAUGAUCGAGCAGUCGCUGCUCAAGAUACAGGAGGAGCGCAGCAAGCUGACAGCACCGAGCAACCCAACCAGCCAGUCACCGCAGCAGAACAGCGGGAGCAAGCGAAGCAGUGUCAGCUCGGGCAAUAGCUACGGUUCGGCUGCCGCGUACGAGCUGAUGGAGUUCGAUCAGCUGGGCGAGCUGAGCGAUUGCUAUCAGAGCUGCAGCAGCGAUCUGACGGUGGAUGACGAUGCGCACUCAUCCCGCAGCAAGUUCUACCAGAUGCUGGUUGACGCGACACUGUCCGAGCUGGAGAUCAACACGGCGAACGAGGAUGAUGACGAUGAGCAUCAUUACGAAUCGAUCCGGCUGAACGGAGAUCCAAUCUAUGAGGAAAUCAAUGACAUCCCGCCGCCUCUGCCACUGACGGCUCCACCGAUCGACGAUGUCGAUCUGGAGAAGCAGCGCAAUGCGCGGUCUAUCUUUGAGGGUGCCUCCAAGUACGACAUCUUGUCGUACCUGGUGGACGCGAAGGAGCGUGGCAUCGUGCAGGAGGACGGAUCGUACGGGUUCCAGUUUGGCGGUGCCGGUGACAUCAUCCUCGAGGAGGAAGAGUCUGAACCGAUCACCGAGCUGCGGCACCAUCAGCGCCAGAUAUCGGACAUUAGCAGCAGGCUGUCGCAUCUAUCGGGUAUUAGUGAUUCCAGCGAGGACACGUCCCUGUCGGCGGGCACGCUUAGUAAUGGGCGAAGUAGCAAAGCGUCGGCCGAAAUCGAGCGGAACGAUUCGGGCGUCGGGUCGGAGACGAGCAAGACGUCCCGCAGCCGGUGGCAGAAUCCAAUCAGCACGACCACUACUAGCACCACAACAAGCUCGCUGCUGACGAAGAUCACGCCGAUUCACCUGUGCGAGGAUUGUGACGGACCGGUCGAGACGCAGGUGACCGAGUCGGGCGUCAUGUACGCACCGCUCGUCUGUCGGAAGUGUGGCAAGAAGCGGGCAGAGCGGAAAGAGAUCAUUACCGAGAUCGUCGAGACGGAGGAAAAGUAUGGGCGGGAUCUGCAGAUCAUACUGGAGGAGUUCUAUCAGCCGAUGCUGGUCGCCGGCCUGCUCAACCAGGAGCAGCUCUCUGCAAUCUUUUUGAACGUGGAAGAACUGCUGGAGAACAACCAGUUCCUGGCGGAGCGGAUGCGCGAUGCGCUGGACAUCGCGAACGAGCAGGGCGACGACGAUCUGCUUACGGUGAGCAUCGGUAAGAUCUUCCUCGAGGCGGCCCCAAUGCUGCACGCGUUCGAGAGCUACUGCGUGCGGCAGGGUGCCGCCAGUCUGCUGCUCGCGAAUCUCGAGAAGGAGAAGGAGCUGCUGCGCAUCUUUCUGCGCGUCUCGCAGAUGGAGAAUGCCGUGCUGCGGCGAAUGAAUCUCAACUCGUUCCUUAUGGUGCCGGUACAGCGCGUCACCAAGUACCCGCUGCUGCUGGCCCGCCUGUACAAGGUGACUCCGGCCCAUCUGGAGGGCAAGGAGCUGCUGAAGCAGUCGCAGGAAAAGAUCGAACUGCACCUGAACCACAUGAACCGGGAGGCGAAGGACGUGCCGACGAAGCUGUGGCGCCGCAUCUCGUCCUCCAGCCCGGGCCGGCGGCUGUCCUGCGAGCUCGACAUGAUCAACAUCAAGCUGCGCAAGAUGGCGGUGGACGUGCUGGAGUGGAACCACGAGGAGGUGCGGUUCGCCAUCGAGGGCCGGCUGCUCUUUACGCAGCCGAACGAUGGCAACUGGAAGAAGAGCCGCACGAUCAAGCUGACCUCGAUCAAUGCGCUACUGGUGACGAAUGGAAAGCCCACGGCCAGCUACAAGGCGGACCGGGCCCUGUCGGAAACGCUCAGCUUUCCCCGCCACACGGGCAUCCGCGAGGCGUCGCUGCUGCUGGUGCGCGAAAAGGGUGGCCGGUACACGCUGUUACGCGAGCCGCUCUUUCUCGACCGGUGCAUCGUCUGCUCCGAGCACGACUGGGAGGACUAUUUCGAGGUGCAGGAGAUCCUCUCGAAGGAGUCCUUCAUAUUUAAGGCUGAGGACGGUACGAAGACCAAACAGUGGUACGCCCAGCUGCAGUACCAUUCGCAGGGCAUGGGCACCUGGCGUAAGCGUCGAAAUGCGCUCGCCAACAUCAUGAUUAAUGGCAUGAUGACACGAACGUGAGGCGGCAGCGGCGGCGUUGUGUAGCGAAAACCGAUGACUCCCACCCAACCACACGGUACUUAGGCCGGCCUUAGGAUGCCGACCCUGUAAACCCCUAUGCCGCCCGAAACUGUAACCCCGUGCCAACUUCUUCCCGCCCCUUUUUCGCUAGGACCGUGUAUGUAUGUGUAAGUGUGUAAGAUUGCGUGCGUGUGCUGGAAUGUGGCAAAAAGCGUUGUAUAAGAGCGUUUCUUAGAAGCAGGAAUAGGAAGUGGUAGGAAUCUGUACAGUACACUUGAGGCCAGCAAAAAAAAUCACUAGUUCCGCUUAGUAUAAUAGUUCCCCGCUCUCAAGUGCGCGAUUUAUUUAUUCGACUCGAGCAGUUUUCGAUGCAGAGAGCAAGUGUUGUACAGCAUGCGUCACUUAUGGGUAUCACUUGUGGUACGUUUUUUUUUUUGUUUGGGUGGCAUUUAAUAGAUAAACUGGAACAACAAUAAUUGCCCUUUUCCAUACUUCCCAUUUUUGUAUCUUUUGCUUUGCUCCAGCACCAGCGUAUCCUUUAAUGUAAAUCUUAGAAAACGAUUGAAAAAAGGAUAACAAAUGCAAUUUUCUGCCUGCUAUUAACUACUAGUUUGAAAAUUUGUGUGUUUUUUUUAUUUUAUUGUUACAAAUAAUAAUUUUUUUUGUAUUUUGUUUUGCUCGUGCAUCUUACUAAAAAUGUGUAUGAAAUGAUAAAUGUAUGAUGCAAAGGCGAAACAAUUGUAGGUAGCAGAUGAGUAAUGGGAUUUAAUAGAAGGAAAGUAGUCGUAGUAAUAGAAAACAAACGUGGUAGAAAGAAUGUAUAAACAUCAAAACACAAGAAGAAAAUAAAGAAAAGAAGGAAAGAGAAAAAGGUUAAUAAAAAAUGUGAACAAAAUAUGAACAUAAUUAAUUUAUCUUGCUUAAAGUGUGUGCAAAGUAGGUUGAGAGUAGAAAGACGCUAAAUAAAUUGAUCGCGUACUCGGUUUUGUCUAGCAAGGGUCAAUGCUUGAGGUGAAUACUUAAACACACGAAGUAAACAGGAAAACGCAAAUGGAAACAAAAUCCAUUUUAGAGGAGAACAAGACAAGGAAAAAGAUAAACAACUCUACUGAAAAAGGGAAAAAAGUGAAACAUAACAGAUACAACAGAAAACGCACUCAACAUAUCUCAUGGAGGAAAACAAGAAAACGAAAAGAAUGAAUACAAAUGCGAUACAAGAACAAAAUUUAAAAGAAACACAAAAAAAAACAGAGAAAAACGGAAGGAUCAUAGCGUAAAAGCUUAACGGAAGAGAAAUCGAUUGCUUUUAAUAUCCAUUUGUUUGACAAGCUAAGGAGUUAGAUAGAGAAGGUGAAAAACGGAUAGUAAAAAGCAUACACACACUCACACAAACAAACUGCAAACAAACAAAUAAAGAAACGUUUAAAAUGGA